AUGACGGUGGGUGUGAUCAAGAAGCGCAUUGAGACUCUGCACGCGUGGAAGGAGCGUAUCAGGGAAGCGCCAUCAGAUCUGGGACAGGGCAUCCGCCUGGAGCUCACCGUACAAGCAUUGUCCGUGGUUCAAGCACAAGCAGCAGCAGAAGCAAGCCAGUACCUGGACGCGCAGUACCUGUUCUCAGCAGCGGCUGGUGAUGAACAGCUGCUCACGCACACGUUUUCCAGAGGCGCCGUGAUCACCAAUACAGAGGCAAUGGCGGCCAUUGCAGAAGAGAAGCGGCUCCUCAGCGGCAAAGGCGCCAAGCAGUCCACUCUGGUGCAGCGUCAAAUGGUCACAGACGUGUACAAUGCCAUUGGUUGGAAUCCUGGACGCAAGCCCACACUGCUUGACAGCCGCACCGCCUGGUGGAAGCAGAGCCAGGCAGCCACAGCUUUGGAACAGCAGCUGGAGCGGUUUCAGACCGCAGCGCAAGCGCGAGAGCUCUUCUCACACCUGCAGAUUCAUUUGCGGUGUCAAGCAUGCCGCUAUCAUGGGACCUAUCAGCGCAUUGGCCUGGCAAGUUCAUUCCGCGUCCGCUGCAACCGCAAUCAAUGCCAUCAUGCGCUCAGCAAGCAGCGCUUCCGUGCGCACGUUGCAAGAGAGGUGGAGAGCGGCCAUCUGACAGUCAACCUGGAUGCGCUGGUUGCAGACAUCUUGCAGCUGACGUUCCUUCCUGCACCAGAGGGAGUACGCUUGCGGGCUCUCAGUACACGGCAGGACCUGCUUGGUCUCAAGCGCUCAAGCACGUAUGCAGCAGUUGAAGACAGUCUUCUGCGUUGCGUGUCCAAGAUGCUGGAGGAAGAACACGGUGCCCAAACUGCACUUGAGAUUCAAGACGAGGCGCUGGAAUGGCUGCGUGACCACCCAGCAGCGGUGACCAACCACCUUGGCACUGCAAGCCGGCCAGCAGCUGACGCCCUCCUGGAGCGCUUUGCAGAGGAAGAUACAGAGCUGACGCUGCAAGAGGAGAUGCUACUUCUGCACGGCGUUGCUGGUGCAUUUGAUGUUGCGUUUGCACACUUGAAGAUUGCACGCAUGGCGUACACAUGCCACAUUGUCCCGCUCAACAGCCCUGGUCCGUACCUUGGCUUGAUCAAUGUUGGCGUGCACAGCUAUGAGAUUCUAACCCACAUCUAG
This is a messenger RNA of Kalmanozyma brasiliensis GHG001, 1182 nucleotides long. RefSeq lists its product as uncharacterized. Bases 1 to 1182 code for a protein of 393 amino acids. The transcript has a single exon. Lineage: Eukaryota; Fungi; Basidiomycota; Ustilaginomycetes; Ustilaginales. The record is from RefSeq and is a predicted model, not a curated record.